AUGUUCAGCAGCCUCAAGAAGAAGCUCUCGCGACGAUCGUCGAACCUACUGUCUGAUACAACGCCUGUUCACCCAGCCAAAAGCGUGGGGUCCGGAAGCUCACGUCUCGCGCCCCCGCCCGUCAGCAAUCCGUACUCGUCAGUAUCGCCUGUGACACGUCGACCCAACAGCGCCAACACAAAUCUAUUCACAAGCUCAAGCGACGCUCCACCUGCUUACAGCCCAGGUCCGGCACAGAACGCACAGCUCACCAUGAAUACGUCUAGCACAGCUCCCACCGCAGACGAUCAGUAUGCAUUCUUGAAGUCCUUUGACACAAUAUUUCUCAUCGAUGACUCCGGAUCUAUGGCUGGCCGCUCCUGGCGUGAAACUGGCAAGGCUCUCGAAACGAUCACACCUAUCUGCACGGAGCGCGAUGCCGACGGCAUUGACAUCUACUUUCUGAACCACCCAGACUCUUCCAUCUAUAGGAACGUUACAGCCGCCAGAACGGUCAUCGAAAUUUUCCAGACUGUGCGACCCGGUGGCGCAACACCUACAGGUCAGCGACUACAUAAAAUUCUCAAGCCCUACCUGCAGCGCUAUGAGAAGGACCCUGAGGCCACUAAGCCCAUGAACGUCAUUGUCAUCACCGACGGGGAGCCAUCAGACGAUGUCGAAGCCCCCAUCAUUGCAUGCGCAAAGAAGCUCGAUAAGCUCGAUGCGCCAGCGUGGCAGAUCGGCAUACAGUUCUUCCAGGUUGGCAAGGAGGCCGGCGCGCGAGAGGCACUCAAGCAGCUCGACGAUGGUCUGCGAGAAGUUUCUGGCGACGACGAGCUGAGGGAUAUCGUCGAUACUGUGCCCCUCACCGGUGACGACGAUACCGAGCUUACGGGCGAAGGAGUCCUUAAAGUCCAAGCGCGCAGCAAGCAUCCAUCAAUACCGCCGCCACCUUCCGCCUAA
Molecule: messenger RNA, 942 nt
Organism: Didymella exigua CBS 183.55
Lineage: Eukaryota; Fungi; Ascomycota; Dothideomycetes; Pleosporales; Didymellaceae
Product: von Willebrand factor
Exons: 3
Coding region: 1-942 (313 amino acids)
Source: RefSeq, a predicted model, not a curated record